AUGUGUGAAAGAGAGAUAAAGUGUCGUUUGCUUAGUGCAACUUACUACUGCAACAUGUACUGCUCCAUACUGCUGAUGAUGUGCAUGAGUGUGGACAGGCUGCUGGCCGUGGCGUUUCCCAUCGCCUCUCUGACCUGGAGGAGCACAAGGAAAGCCAGAUGUGUAUGUGUGCUGGUCUGGCUGCUGGCGCUUGCUGGCAUAGCACCACUUCUUGCAUUGAGACAAACAUUCCGUUUCAAGAAUCUGGGAGUCACCUGCUUUGACUUGUUGGACGACGACUCUUCAAUGAUGUUAUACUUAUCCGUGUUCUUAAUCAUCCCCUGCAUCUACUUCUUCCUGCCGCUAGUCGUCAUCUUAGUAAGCUACUCUACUAUCAUAUAUGUGCUCUGUGCCAAACAUGAUCACUCAGCAACUUCACCAUCUUCUUCAGACAACCGAAAGAGGGCUGCGAUUAUGGCUACUGCUGUGUUGACUGAGUUUGUAGUGUGCUUUGCACCAUCUAAUGGCUUCCUGUUGUACCACUGUGUUUGUAUAGCCAUGGGAAGCAGUGGGUUGGAUACCUAUUUGGCUUACCUGUUGGCUGUGUGUUUGGGAAGCUCAAGUGUUUUUCUGGACCCUCUGCUGUACUACUACGGCUCGACUCAGUACAGACAGCAGAUCUGCUCUCUGUUUUAG
Messenger RNA from Sinocyclocheilus grahami, 675 nucleotides. RefSeq names its product proteinase-activated receptor 1-like. Lineage: Eukaryota; Metazoa; Chordata; Actinopteri; Cypriniformes; Cyprinidae. Gene Ontology annotation, cellular component: plasma membrane. The transcript has 2 exons. The record is from RefSeq and is a predicted model, not a curated record. The coding region runs from base 1 to 675 and encodes 224 amino acids. Gene Ontology annotation, molecular function: thrombin-activated receptor activity. Gene Ontology annotation, biological process: positive regulation of blood coagulation; positive regulation of Rho protein signal transduction; phospholipase C-activating G protein-coupled receptor signaling pathway.